CGAGUGCAGAAAAUGCAUCAAGUCAAGCUGUGGGAUUUAAAAAGGGUCUUCGGACGAGGGUAGGAGCACUUUGCUUUCGGUCACAAAGCUCACCCCUCUUCACGAUGCAAGACCUACCGGAAUACACCGCACCGCAGGUGGCGGCACACAAUAGCAGGAAUGACUUGUGGAUUGUUAUCCGUGGGAAGGUGUACGACAUCACGUCCUACGUGAGGGACCAUCCGGGAGGUGCUGAUGUUCUGAUUGAGAGUGCUGGGACCGACGCGACCGAAGCCUAUGAGGAUGUUGGGCAUUCUGAGGACGCCGAUGAGAUCCUUCAAACGUACUUAAUCGGGACCCUCAAAGAUGCACGCAAGCAAAGCCGCCCCCAAGCCGUUCGAAUAAUCCAGCCUCCACCCCCUGCACCAGCAAAACCAUCUGCAAGCAAGCUCAAGGCUUUGGCCUUGGCUUCAUUCUGCAUCGGUGCUGCCGGCAUCUCCGUCUACUUCGGUCGUCGCAUCCACACAACGCUACCGGUGUCAUGGCCUGGUGGUCUCAAGCAAUUCAGACAAUGGCCGCGCGCACUGCCCACACCUGGCGGUUUCGCAACCGGAUUCGCCGCUGCGACAAUUAUUUCCACUGUUAUCGGGUCUAUUGUCGCGCGGAAGCUGUCUGCGAUGACACAGAUCGCCUCGGGCUUCACGAGAUACCCACCGCACGUGAAGAGUCGCAGGGGUCCCCGGAGCAAUCCUCAUCUCGUCAAGGGAUUCCUCGACCCCAAGGAAUAUAAAAGUUUACCACUAAUUCGCAAAGAGGCUCUGUCAUCGAGCGUCUUCAAGUUCGUGUUCCAGCUUCCAACCCCACAAACCGUCAUCGGGCUUCCCAUCGGGCAGCAUGUCGCAAUCAAGGGAGACAUCGAUGGGGUCGUGGUCUCCAGAUCAUAUACACCGACGUCAAACAACCUUGACCGUGGAGUUCUGGAGCUUGUGAUCAAGUGCUACCCCGAUGGACUCUUGACGGGUCGGUAUCUCGCCAACCUCCAAAUUGGCGAGCACGCUCAGUUCCGCGGACCCAAGGGAGCAAUGAAGUACACCAAGGGCCUGUGCAAGAAAAUAGGGAUGAUCGCAGGCGGGACUGGAAUCACUCCCAUGUACCAACUAAUUCGGGCAAUCUGCGAAGACGCGACUGAUUUGACCGAAGUGAGCCUAAUCUACGCGAACCGCUCUGAGGAGGACAUUUUGCUCCGGGAGGAACUGGAGGCUUUUGGGCAAGCGAAUCCGCGAAACCUCAAGGUCUGGUAUAUGCUCGAUGUCCCGCCUGAGAACUGGACUUAUGGAACGGGAUACGUGACUGCGGAGAUUAUGAAGGAGAGAUUGCCACCUUCGUUGCCAGAUACCAAAGUCAUGCUUUGUGGGCCGCCAGGGAUGGUCAAUGCGUCUAAGAAGGCCCUCGUUAGCUUGGGAUACCAGGCCCCUGGUGCUGUUGCGAAAAUGUCUGAUCAGAUAUUUUGUUUUUAA
Aspergillus calidoustus is the source of this 1496-nucleotide messenger RNA. Lineage: Eukaryota; Fungi; Ascomycota; Eurotiomycetes; Eurotiales; Aspergillaceae. The record is from the annotation of a GenBank genome assembly.